This is a messenger RNA of Magnolia sinica, 1413 nucleotides long. RefSeq lists its product as uncharacterized. The record is from RefSeq and is a predicted model, not a curated record. The coding region runs from base 375 to 824 and encodes 149 amino acids. NCBI's taxonomy places the organism in Eukaryota, Viridiplantae, Streptophyta, Magnoliopsida, Magnoliales, Magnoliaceae. The transcript is spliced from 2 exons.
UUUCAUCUCCCUCCACUCCUGGGAAUAAAACCCCAUUCCGCAUCCCUCUCUCUCUCUCUUGAUCUCAUGCGCCCCUUUUCUCUCUCUCGAUCUCCCCUCUCACGAACCCCUCUUCUCUCCCCAACCAUCCCCUCUCUCUCGAUCUCACGAAGACUUCCCUCUCUCACGCCAUAAUCUGCGUCCAUUUUAGGUAUGGAAGACCGAUUAAAUACCUACCAAACACUAGAAUUUUCCUCUGAAAACAGCCCCAAAUCCUACACGAUGAUACAUGGUUGAAGAAGAAGAAGAAGAAGAACCAGGUCCUUCUGGAAGGGUACGUAGCGACGGACGAGAAGAACGAUCUGAUUCUUCAACAUCAGCAGCAACAGCAGGGGAUGAUGUUGAGGAUGAAGAGCCUGACUAAUGGAGAUCUUGACGAACUGAAGGGGUGUUUGGAUCUAGGGUUUGGUUUCAACUAUGAAGAGAUCUCGGAGCUUUGCAAUACCUUGCCGGCGCUUGAGCUCUGCUACUCGAUGAGCCAAAGGUUCUUGGAUGAUCAGCGGCAGCAGCAGCAGAAGUCUAUGGAUGGGAGGGAUGCAGAGGAGGCAUGCUCCGUGUCAUCAGCGGCCGCGAGUCCGAUCAUGAAUUGGAAGAUUUCAAGUCCUGCAAUGCAGGGACAUUGGCAAGGAGCUUUGUUGGAUGAUUUGGGCCCUCCAAAUAGCACACUUGCACAGAUGGAUGGAGAAAGUCAGGUAGACACUCAUGAAUUGUCGUGGAUUGAUUUGGCAACCAUACAACUUGCCACCAAUAACUUUUCGGAGGCAAAUAAGCUUGGACAAGGUUGAUUUAGCCCUGUUUACAAGGUAAUAAAAAUUUCAACCUAACUUGGAAGGACUGGUUAAUACCAUCAUUGGUGGACAAUCUAACUUCCCUAACGAGGAAUUAUUACAUGAAAAUUCGAACAAGGUGUGUUACCUGAUGGAAUGGACAAUCUAACUUCCCUAACGAGGAAUUAUUUCAAAUUUUGAUCAUUUGACUCUGUUUGAGAUGUGUGGCAGUGGCGUCCACUGUUAGGAAUAAAUGGCAUCUAACCUGUCCAGCAGUAUCACUCCACCAUUCAAUUGGAUUUCUGAAAGUUCUAUCACUGAACUAUACAGUUUGGUUUGCCUUUUACUUGUUUGUUGACAUUGUUGUAUGUGCUAGAAUGAUGGAAAAUGCUUACUGCUUAUGUGUGAAUCAGGUUUCAGACACAUUGUUUACAUGGGCAGACUUGCAGGCCAAACUAAACAGUGAGUUGCUGAGUAACUUGGGCAAUUUUGUUAAUCGGGUCCUGAGUUUCAUUGUUAAACCUCCAGGUUGACCAGUUGUGUUUGAAAGAAAUGUGUUAGUUUGAAUUAUCUGCAUUUUCUUGAACAUGCAAGUACUAUUAUGAAA